CAGAAAGUAGGAUUUAAGUGGUUGCAAGUAGUAACAAACAGAACAAAGUGAAUUACCAAGUAAAAUAAAAUAGAACUUGCAAGUCUAUGUCUAAGAAACUUAAUACAAAUAACACCUCACCAGUUCCAGUAAGCUUCCUUUUACAGACUAGUCUCCUGCUAGUCUGGGUCCAGCAAUCACUCACACCCCCUGUAGUUAUUGUCCUUUGUUCCAGUUUCUUUCAGGUAUCUUUGGGGGUGGAGAGGCUCUCUCUUUAGCCAGCUGAAGACCAAAUAGAGGGGUCUCCUGGGGGUUGAAAUAGACUUUCUCUUGAGGGUGGAGACCCCCUCCUCACUCCUAUGCAAAGUCUAGCUCCAAGAUGGAGUUUUGGAGUCAUAUGGGCAAGUCACAUGUCCAUGCAUGACUCAGAACUACAGGUAGGAGCCAUGGUUCACAUGCUACCUUGAACGUCCUCAAGUAGACUUCUUAUGUGGAUUGGAGCCUUCCAAGAUCUAUUGUUCUUUAAGUGCUUCUUGAUUGGGCACUUAACUUUGCAAAUUCCUUUCUAAAGAAGCUGUCCAAAUGCCUUACAAAUCUUACUUAGAAAUCAAGCAAGUAUACAGCCAAUAUUCAUAACUUCAAGUACAAAAAUGAUAUAUGUGUACAAAUAGGAUGAAUAGAUUCAGUAGACCAUGACCUUUACAGAGAUAAGUUACAUGGCACAUGUAGCAUAAAACAUACUCCAGUUAUGUCAUAUUCCCAUAAAGCAUUAUUGGAUACAUCAUCACAAUAUAAACCCUCCUGCUUCAGGAUGUAAUCCAGCCAUGAACUGAGGGUUAAAAGGAAAAAGCCCUAUGGGUGGGUUAUUCUGUAAUUGUCCAUUACAAGGUUUCUUGCAUCUUCCUCUGACCCAUCUGGUACUGGCCAUGGUCAGAGACAAGGUACUGGCUAGUUGGAGCACUGUUCUGAUCUGCUAUGUAAGUUCUUAUACUCCUAACUGCCAGGUCAAUGGCUCAUGCUCUGCUCAUCUAAUCCUCCCUACCCCACUCCUUUCAUUUUCUUCUAAAAAAAAAAAAAGCUCCUAGAAAUAAAAUGCAAACCAUUGUUUUAACUCCUUAGUUCUAAUGUACAUUGAUAACUGGAGGCAACAUUAAAGAGUGUCACUGCUUCUGGAUCACUGAAACUUUUGGGUAGCACUGCCAGCUCUGCAGCUCCUCCGAGCCUGAUGCUGAGUGGUACCUGGGUCUGUGUGUGUCAGACCCUUCUUACCCAAGCACUAGUCCUGCUUGAAUGUGUGUAUGCCUAGGUGCCCAGGGCUGACAGUCAUCUUACUCAGGAACCAGCUGUGCCCGGCUGUGGGUGCAUUCAGAUGCCCAAUGGUGGCAGAACCAGGCACCAUCUGUGCCCAGCCUCAGAUAUAUUUAUAUGCUACUAAUGACUGUACUGAGGAGCUGGCUAUUCAAACUGAGUUGAGUGUAAUGUCUGAUACCUGUAUGUUUCAGGUAGAGGCAAAGUCCCCUACACUAUGUGGAUGAUAAUGCAAACACAUGUAAAACCCUCAGAGAGUCACUUUCUGAACAUUAGUAUUCAUGUAUCCAGACCCUGGGAAGGAUGGAGUAGUGAGGCCAUCACAGAGAGAUUAGGCACUUGUCUAUUCUCCAGUUGUCACAGCCCCAGAUGUGGGAAAGUCUUGUGAGAUGUAGAGAUGCACUGAAUGCUGGAUGUAUUCAACAGCACAAGUGAGCACUGAAACACAAAGAUGCGGGGCUCAAGAGGAGCAGUCAGAUUUCUCCUUUCAGAGUGAUUCAGAAGGGGUUUUCUGCAAUGCGAAUAAAGCCAGGACAGUCUGAGCUGAAGCGUAUCCAUAAGUUCCACCUUCUUACAUCACCCACCUCAAGCUGAGGAACUUCUAGGAUACAGCCUUGAGCUCCCUUUCCUGAGCUAAGGGGCACCUCAGAGAACCUCUACCAAGGCUGAUGCUUGGUUGAAACAGAGUCUGGAUCUGAAAUCUAUCUGGGUAUUUAUACUAUGCUCAUCACAACUGUAUCUGAGUGCCUUGCAGAAUUCCAUGGGUCUGCCAAGUAGUCUAAUCAAUGCUGUUUUGUUGUUCUGUCCGUCUACCUAUCUUCUGUCUCUCUUUAGGCAUUUACGUUGCACACAUUGUCUAGGAUUCUCUUGUUCUGGAUUGUGGGGAAGGGUGUAUAAGACAUUUAAUAUUAUUUAUUGGCAAGUCUGGCAAGGAAGGCAGCAGUGAGAUUUGCGAUCAUUUUAACCUCUCAUGGAAGGAUAAUCCAAAGCUACAGGCUGUCUGCUUAGAAAGUUCUGCCUCCUGUAGCUGACAGUUCCACUGCUCCUGGGGACACAACUACUGUGGCUGCAGAGAGAACCUGGGCCCAAACCAUGAAUGAUCAUAUAUUGAAUGGGGAGCCCUUGUAUACUGUCCCGAGCACCAGGAAGGUGUGCUUGUGCUUCCUGCAUUGUAUAACGGGUAAGCUGACAUGUUUUUAACUGGCUGGAGGCUUUUCAGCACUGGUGGGUGAAGUGGGUUACCAUUGAGCAGGGAGGUCACAGGGAAUCGAUCACAGGGAAUCAGUGAGGAAGAACUGUUCCCACACAAAUGGAGAGCUGACACAGUAGAGUUCAUUGGGUAACAUUUCUUGCUUUUUUCUCAGCUCCAGCUCUCAGAAACAGCUGGCACAUCAGCAGUCCCCAAGUCCUAGGGUGUUCCUGUAUAACAAGUACCAUCAUCAAAACAACUGCUGAGUGGCAACUGUUGAGGGUCAGCUCUUCAUCUUCAAGAGUGGAAAAAACGAUGAAUGGAAGCUGUGUCUCUGAGCAGGAUGGGGAUAGCUCAAGUUCAGGACACUCAGGUGGGCAGAAAGAAGAGCCCUGUCUCCAAAGAGACUCGUUGUUCUCUUCCCCCAGUGUGUCCAUCAUAUCACAACUCCUCAGCCAGACAAUUGCUAACAGGGGACUGGAUCCAAACUUUCUUUUCCCUUCCUCGCAGACAACAGAAUCACCCCAGGAAGCCAGGGACUGCCCAUCUUUUAAGGAAGGGACACCAACCCUGGCCUCCCCUAUGUGCUACACUCCAAUCUCCAGUUUUGGUGACACAGACCAGUUCUAUAAUGAACACUUACGAGCUAAGAGGGCCAGAGUGGAAAGCAUUAUCCGAGGUAUGAGCCUCUCACCAAACCCUACCACACUUGGUACCAAUGAGGAAAGAGACAGAGAAUGCCCUGUGGAGAAAAGAAGUGAGAACUACAGGGAGAACAAGAGAAAGCAGAAGCUUCCCCAGCAGCAAAGCCCACAUGUAGCACAGCUUGCAGGAAGAGGCAGGAGCAGCGCCAAGGCAGAGGAGUGCCACCAACUGAAGGAACAGCUUCAAGUUUUGCAGCAGCAGCUGAGGCAGCUUCAAGAGAAAUUCUUGCAGGUUUAUGAGUUCAGUGAUUCAGAUCAAAGCCACAAAGGGAUGGAGAAGACUAUGCAAUUACUGAAGGGGAAGUGUGGAGACAGUCUAGAUGAAAGCUGUCAGGCUGCUACCAGUGACCAACACAGAACUCUUCUCUGGAGGAGCAUCUCAGGGAUGGAAGGCCACAAAGUGUCAGAAGAAGAAAGGAGAAUGGGGGAUCUGGGUGAACUGUCCUCUGAAAAAAGAACAUUUUCUGAGACAUUAAAGCAUGAGCUAGCCACAGUGGUAUCUCAGGCUGUGGACACGGUUUUGAAAAAAAUAUUGUCCAAGCCAUCAGGCCAUCUGGCUCAGCUGUACAACAGCCUCCUAAUCUCAGCACCAGACAGCAGAAGAGAGGAUUUUGCCGCUGAGGAAUAUUCCAGCAGAAAAUGGCUUCCUGGGGCUUCCUCCCAAAAUUUGGUAAAUUCACUGACUGAAGCCCAUACAGAGGCCUUGUCGCUAGUCAUGGAUAAGUCUCCAGACUUUCAUGUUCACCCGAUCAGUUCAAGAAUGGCUAGAAAACCCUGCCAUGUACCUAACAUGAAUCACCCCUCGGUCAUGACUUCUCAAGUUCAAGAAAAACAGAUUCUUAGCCAGCUACUAGAGUACAGUCAAAAUGGCCAUUGGAACAGCAGCUCUCAUAGAAUUGCCCCAGACAGGUCUUCUGAAGAGUCCCUAGAUCUCCCUUGGAGAGCAGUCAAAUUGAAGUCAUCAGUCAUGAGACACCAGCAAUAUCCAAUGUCCCUUAACACCGCUGAAAUGGAAAGUUUGGCUCUUCUUCCAGCCAGGAAGGCAGAAUGUGGAGAGCUGCAGACUGUGAUGGAUGGAGUGCCCUUCUCCUCAGUCCAAAUCCAGGAGGCUCUGACCCCUGGCCACCUGAAGAAGGCCAAGCUGAUGUUCUUCUUCACUCGCUACCCCAGCUCCACUCUGUUGAAAACCUACUUCCCUGAUGUCCAGUUCAACCGCUGCAUCACUUCCCAGCUCAUCAAGUGGUUCAGCAACUUCCGUGAGUUUUACUACAUCCAGAUGGAGAAGUUUGCCCGACAAGCCAUCUUGGAGGAAGUCACGGAUUCCAAACACCUGAUGGUUUCUCGGGACUCUGAGCUCUUCAGGGCCCUCAACAUGCACUAUAACAAGGGGAAUGACUUUGAGGUCCCUGAUCGCUUCCUGGAGGUUGCUAGCAUGACCCUGCGGGAGUUCUUUAGUGCUGUCAGGGCAGGGAAGGACUCUGACCCCUCCUGGAAGAAACCCAUUUACAAAAUUAUUUCAAAACUGGACAGUGACAUCCCAGAUGUGUUUAAAUCUUCCCGCUGCCUCCAAGAACUACUCCAGAGUUAAAUCUGCAUGGGAAGUGGCCUAAGACUAUGUCAUGCUGCAGCUUGAUCAGAGAGAGGCUGGCCUGAGCUAUGUAGCUGUUGAACCCAGCCUACAUUGUGGGUAAUGUUACUAGUAUAAGACAGCAAUAGCACCAUUUCUUAUGACGAUAUCUAAUCUGGCCUGAAGCGUGCUCUCCCCUCUGGAGAGGUCUAUUACAUACUUGAAUUGCCAGUAUUUUAUGUCAUUCGUUAUACCAGCGGUCCCCAAACUUUUUACCUCAGGGGGCCGGCAGCUAGGUGCUGGGAGCAGAGCGCCGGGCUCGGGACUGGGACUGGAGCCCCUGGUACAGGGCCAGCAGCUGGGGCCGGGAGUGGAGCUGGGUGGCGCUCCCUCUCCGCCCUCCUCCCCCCAGCCAUGUCCCCCCGAAUGUUUGUUCAUGCCCCCCGACGGGAGUGCGCCCCACAGUUUGGGGACCUCUGUGUUACUUUGUAGCUCAAAGCAAGUGAGGCCUCAUGCCUUAGACCUAUAGGGAAGAAGGAUGGUGGUUAUGUCAUCUGGCUGGAAGAUCUACGUUCUAUUCCUAGCGCUGCCCUAACACGCUGUGUGAGCUUGGGCAAGUCACCUUCCCUCUCUGUGCUUUGGUGUCCCCGUCUGUAAAACAGGGCUAAUAUCAUUCCUGUUUAUAAAUCACAGAGGUCCCUGAUGGAGGGUCUUAAUAAAGUGCAACGAAUUCUUGGCCAAGUGAAGCGAGGUCCUACACUCAACAGCAUUUCUGUUUUACCAUCUGUUUGGAGGUAAUACGAUAAAUUCUGAAUACUGCAAUGAACAGUUCCAAAAUUUCAGGCCCCAGGACUAGCAUCAAAUAUCAACAGGACUAUCAACACGCCCAUGUGAUAGAUGCAAAACACUUAUUCCUACAAUGGAGCUCGUAAUGGAACGGAUGGAGGAAGUGGGUAGCAUCAGAGAAUACAGGUCCCUUUCCUGGCUCCCCAGCUGCCUCCUGUAAGAGCGCCUCUUAGCCUUUGCAUGCUGGAUCCAAACAUUUGAGUGGACUUUUUAGUGUGCAUUUGUGAAAUAGUAUAUCAGAAGAGAUGUCUAGCCAAUGACUCUCUCCUUUGCUGUCGCAGGAGAAAGGGGGGGGGGUGGAGAAGGGAGGUUUGAGCAGCUGACCAGAGCAGAGCCCCACGAUCAGCUGCCGUUAAUGCAAUUGAUAUUAUUCUUUAGUGCCAUCCUUGAUCAGACACUUGCCUAGGGGUAGAAACUCACUGAACUUACGACAUUAAGCUCCAAGUUCUCUUUGCACUGACUUGUAUUUCUGUUGACAUGAAUUCCUUCACAUCCUGGUGCCACAUUUAACCUUCCUAACUGAUAAAAGAGGAGAAACCACUUGGUUCCCUCUUGUGCCAGCACUGAUGGUUAUGAUUUA
This is a messenger RNA of Malaclemys terrapin pileata, 6173 nucleotides long. RefSeq names its product prospero homeobox 2 (gene PROX2). The coding region runs from base 2792 to 4768 and encodes 658 amino acids. Gene Ontology annotation, molecular function: DNA-binding transcription factor activity, RNA polymerase II-specific; RNA polymerase II cis-regulatory region sequence-specific DNA binding. Lineage: Eukaryota; Metazoa; Chordata; Testudines; Emydidae. The transcript has 4 exons. Gene Ontology annotation, cellular component: nucleus. Gene Ontology annotation, biological process: regulation of transcription by RNA polymerase II. The record is from RefSeq and is a predicted model, not a curated record.